AGCAGAAUGAUCACCAAUGACAGCGGAGUAUCACAGUCCCCUAGUAACACUGAGACAUGCAGUCAUCAGUAUGACAGGGUGCCAUGUUGAGCAGGAAUACCAGUAUCUGCUUGGAGUUGUGUCUACGGAAGCCUGGAUGAUGUAGAACUGGCAGUGUGGAUUAAAGGGCUGGUCAGGAUAGCGAAGCUCACAUAUAACCCACACUGCUGCCAGACUUAUUGGUUUUCCCUCUAAAUGCUAUCACUUCCAGUGCAACUUUGGCCAGAUGAGUAAGUUACAGAACUGUUUAGUGUCUGGACAUUCAUUCUUAAAAACGGUUUUUCUAUCUUUAUCAAAUCAUUGUCAACCCUAUCAAAACAAAAUUGAAAAUACAAGAUCAAAUUAACUUUUUUAAUUUUUCUAAACCAGGAAGUUAUGUUCCAUUUAAAUGUGAGUAAAAAUUUGGUUUCCGUAAAUUGUUCAGAAACAACACCAAGCUAACAACCCUAAUAUUAAAGACAAUCUUAUCACAUAUGAGUGAGAGACUGAAUUCCUUAAAACAGAAUCUGAGGCUCAGCAAGUGGGUCAACAAAGGAUUAACAUGGUCAUUUUAAUGAUAUUCAUGUAAACUUAUGGAAGUGAUUGGAUACUGGAUGACUAGGAGAGUCCGAGGAUGUUCUUCAUGUGAAAGACUAAAUACAUCACAAAUAAGUGACGGUCAACUGCUCAUCUGGUUUUUCUCUCCACGGUAGCCAUGAAUACACAGUUCCUGAGCCAGAAAAUUCCUCAAGAUUAAUUGGAAGUGCUGGCUUGCAGUUGAUGCCAAAACCUUGUGAUGUCCUGUGGAUUAAGCUGUCAGUGACUUGGCUACCUAUUUGACAGACAUCAAUACGGACAGUAUCAGAUUGUCAUUCCACAUCCGCCCAUCAAUAAAUGGAUUUUGUUAUAUGAUUUCUCCACUGAUUUUUCCAGUCAAAUGAUUUUUAUUCUAAUGUGAAAGCACCUGACCUGGGAUAGACCAUAGGUUAACACUUGGAAGUGUUACAUUUAACCUAGGCUAAUCGCUCAUACCUACAGAAAGUCUGUGUUUCCUUCGUCAGUGAUAGAAAUGUCCCUUGCCGGACUCUCUGGCAAAGACAAUUCCUUGGAUGUUCCUACAUUAUACAACUUUACACAAAUCACCAUGGAUAACCUCGCGGAUACUAAUACGACUAACCUGACUGAUGUGGGGGCUGUCGGUCCGUCCCAGACAGCACUACACAUUGGCGGCAUUAUAAUGCUUCUGGCACUUCUUUCUGGGCUGUUUGGAAACUUUUUAGUCAUGAUUGUAAUAUUCACCAAGCGAGAUCUCAGCAACAUUAUCAACAUCUUCAUCAUCAGUCUCUGCAUAAAUGAUAUAAUCAAUCUUGGCUUUAAUAAUAACAUGGUACUGCUCUCUUAUUUUCUUGGACGGUUCCCUACCGGAAUGUUGGGAUGUGAACUAGCCACUCAUUUUAGUGUGUUGUUAAUGGGAUCGUCUUUAUGGCAUACUGGACUCAUCGCUAUUCAUCGUCUUAUUGUUGUGGUGUUCAACAAUUUUUACAAAAUCAUUUCCAAGAAAGCCUAUACAAUAUUUGUGCUGGUGUUUGCUCGUGUUGUUCCACUGUUGUUUCUCUGUCAACCGUCGCUAGGCAACAUGGCCUACUAUGAGCCGAAACUUCUACGAUGCAUCGUCAAGAAAAAUUAUGGACCAUUCACACUUCUGGUAAGCGUGUUUCUGAUGAUGCUUCCUUCUGUCAUUCUCAUCGUCUGUUACAUUGCUAUUUUCAUCAAAGUGCAUCAGUCAUCUAGAGCAUCCAGAGUGUCACGGCAACGUGAAUGGCUCAAACGAGAGAUCAAAAUCACCAAAAUGUUUGGUAUGGUGUUUCUUCUAAUCUUGAUUGGGUACCUUCCAUACGGUAUUGUGCGAGCAAUGGAUAAGCGUUUGGAAUGGCAUGCAGAUUUCUAUGUGGCCAUUACAGUGUUUUUUGCCAUAGCAAACAGCAGUAACCCCAUAGUGUACGGAAUAAUGGAUAGACAAAUCCGUCAGCAAUGUUUCAAUGCACUGCAUAUCAGAAUGUCAAAGGAGGAUGUCAAAAAUGGAAACAUAACGACAAAUUCAAGGAUGUCCCACAAUGAAUACAAGGACAAGGAGGAGGUUACCGAGGUUGUCCCCCUCAACAACUCAAAGACAGAGUCGGAAAAGGAGGUGAACUCAUAAACAAAACUAUUGGAUAUUCUAUAAAAAAAAUGGCAAUAUCCUUGCCCUCAAUGAAUUCAGAAGUAACACGACCGUCAUUUAUCAUAUCUGAUAAUUUAGCACUGGCCAAAAUAAUGGUACAUUUUGUUUCUAAUGACUACUAAGUUCUUAAAAGAGCUUAAUAUCCUUCAGUGAUUCCCAGGUAUUACCAUGCAUGGUAAUCAGUAAAAUGUGUUUCCAUGGUAAUCUUAACUGUUUAAUAGUUGUCUAUACAAAUGUAUGGACACAAGAAGAACAUUGCCAUUACCUAUAAUCUAUGCCUGUAAGUAUAUGUUUCUAUGGUAACCAAAUUUAAUAGCCCAAAAGAACAUUGUAUCUCUAUAAAAUGUACAGUGCUUACAGGAUUACCAUUGAAUUUUUAAUCAUAUUUGCUUCAGUAAACUGUCUUUCCUAUGGUAGUCUUGUUUGGUGGUCCUAGAAAACACUGCCUCAGUAAAAUGCAUUUCCAUGACAACCUUGUUGAAUGAUCCUUGAAGUCGAAUAUGCCUCCGUGAAAUGUGUUUCUUCUUGUCAAAUUGAAAUUAAUGCUAUUUGAAGAAAAAAGCCUGUACUAAAUUCCUUUUAUUCCUUGAAGAAUAAUUAACCAUUUUUUUAGAAUAAAGGCUGAAAGAAUAUUUUU
This is a messenger RNA of Pecten maximus, 2876 nucleotides long. RefSeq names its product melatonin receptor type 1A-like. Gene Ontology annotation, cellular component: membrane. Gene Ontology annotation, biological process: G protein-coupled receptor signaling pathway. Gene Ontology annotation, molecular function: G protein-coupled receptor activity. NCBI's taxonomy places the organism in Eukaryota, Metazoa, Mollusca, Bivalvia, Pectinida, Pectinidae. The record is from RefSeq and is a predicted model, not a curated record.